GGCCGUAGUUUGCCCACGGCUGGCUAGCCCCUCAUUUCGGCUACUCGUGGCGCACCUUUGUCUCAUUUUCCCAAAACAUGACCACUAGCCUGGUCUCAGCUCCAAGGCAAGAACAUAACAGCUAAGAACCAUAAUAACCUAGGGCCUAGGAAAUUCUACCACCAUUUGAGUGAUGAAUGCAACAGUGAGUGCAUAAAACUUCCAUGUAUUUUCUAGCACCUGCAAACAUUUCUAAACCUUUCAACCAAAAUAUGUACCGAUGAAUGUGCAGACAGAGCAAAGACAUCAGGACAUUAUAUCUAAAAAUGAGUCAAGGUUAAAGGUGACAUCCUCCUUUUUUAAGCAUGUUGCUGUAUUCCAAGUACAUAUUCUAUGGAAGCCACCUGGAAGAUGUCGGCAGCCUAACAGUUCUCUGCUCUCUAGAAUUCCAAUACCGACUGGGACUUUCUCUCACCCUCCAAAUCAACUGUGAUAAAUAAUUAUCCUAAGCACCUGAAAGUGGAGAAGCGGUGAGGAUGAAGAGACAGGAAGAGUAAACUAAUACCAUAAAUUGCAUAUCAACAGAUCUUUGUAUCAUCAUGAAUAAUUAGUUAGUUUUUUCACGUGCCUUGGAAGUUUCAGCAAGCACCUAAGGAACAUUUUAAGAACCCGAUUCGCUUUAAAAAAAAAGGGGGGGGGAUUAUUUUAAGAUCAUUUCUCAAUUUCUCUUAGCCUUUCAGCUACAUAGCUGGUGCAUUCGUACAACAAUAACUUUAAGAGGUUUUUUUUUUUUAUAUAUUUUAUUGAUUUUUUUACAGAGAGGAAGGAAGAGGGAUAGAGAGUUAGAAACAUCGAUGAGAGAGAAACAUCGAUCAGCUGCCUCCUGCACACUCCCUACUGGGGAUGUGCCCGCAACCAAGGUACAUGCCCUUGACCGGAAUCGAACCUGGGACCCUUCAGUCCACAGGCCAACGCUCUAUCCGCUGAGCCAAACCGGUCAGGGCAAGAGGUUUUUAAAUAAAUGCCAGAAGAAAGGAAGAGGAAAGCAAAAAAACAAACAAACCAAAAAACCCCCAAAUAAAUCCGUGUCUAAUGAGGAUAAAAGUAGGAUGCUAUCAGCUGUUUGACAUCCAGCUGAUAAAAAUUAUCUUCAGCUAGGCAUCCUUGAGGUCUGAUUACAGAAGUGACCCUACCCGCCUACACACCUAAAAUUUAUUUAAGAGAUCAACCUAGGUUCUUCCUGGCUUUUAGGAAGAAGACUGGUAUGGCUGGGUUCCUUGCUAGUUCUUCCAAGCCAUGGCGCUUCCCAGCACGUUCUUUUUAUGGUUUGGCUGCCUUUCCUGGCUGUGUUUUCCUAGUAGCCUUGGUUCUCUGGCUUCUAGGGGAGAGGCUCAGAUUGCAGCCAGUGCUGAAUUGGAACCUGAGGCUGAGCCUUGGUCCUUGCUGCAGCCUCUAGAUGGGAGGGACAGAUCUGGCCUCCUUUCCCCUCUCUUCAAGGUUCUGUGUGAUGGGCAAGGUGGGGCCCCUAGGCUGCAGCCAGACUCCAGAGCUUUGCGCUACAUGAAGAGGCUCUAUAAGGCCUACGCCACCAAGGAGGGGAUCCCCAAAUCCAACAGAAGUCACCUCUACAACACCGUUCGGCUCUUCACCCCUCAUGUCCAGCGCGGCAAGCAGGCUUCUGUGGACCAGAUGACAGGAGCCGUGCCGUCAGUGGACCUGCUGUUUAACCUGGAUCGAGUUACUGCUGUGGAACGCCUACUCAAGUCAGUCUUGCUAUAUACUUUGAACACCUCAGUUUCUUUCCCCUCCGCUGCUAACUGUGUGUGCCACCUGGUGCUGAAAGAGCCAGCGCCUCGUUCCAGCAAGACACCCCCUAGAGCUCCACACUCCGUGACCUUUAAGUCACAGUUUGAAUUAAAAAAGAAAUACAAAUGGGUUGAGGUUGAUGUGACUGCCCUGCUGCAGCCUCUAGUGGCCUCCGACAAGAGAAGUGUUCACGUGUCUGUGACCUUUACAUGCGUGAAAGGCCAGCGGCAGCACCCCUCAGCGCAGGACAGUCGCCUCAACCUGGCACGCCCCUCACUCCUUCUGUACCUGAACGACACCAGUGCGCAGGCUCAUCACAGGUGGCAUUCCCUCCACUAUAAAGGGAGCCCUUCACAGGUUCCUGACCGGGGAGGUCUGCCUGCCUGUCCUAUAGGAGAAGAGGCUGCGGAGGGAGUGAGAUCUUCCCGUCACCGUCACCGGAGAGGACAGGAAACUGUCAGCUCAGGAUUGAAGAGGCCUCUGGUUCCAGCUUCUUUCAACCUGAGUGAAUACUUCAAACAGUUCCUUUUCCCCCAAAACGAGUGUGAGCUCCAUGACUUUAGACUUAGCUUUAGUCAGCUGAAGUGGGACAACUGGAUUGUGGCCCCGCACAGGUAUAACCCCCGGUACUGUAAAGGGGACUGUCCAAGGGCAGCUGGGCAUCGGUACGGCUCUCCAGUUCACACCAUGGUGCAGAACAUCAUCUACGAGAAGCAGCUUGACUCCUCGGUGCCAAGACCAUCGUGCGUGCCCGCCAAAUACAGCCCUUUGAGUGUGCUGACCAUUGAGCCUGAUGGCUCAAUAGCUUAUAAAGAAUAUGAAGAUAUGAUAGCCACUCAGUGCACCUGUCGUUAACAGAUGAUCUUCUAAACGAAAACCUUGAGCCUCUUUGGCAAAGUGAAUGCCCUGCGCCCAGCUGUGCCCUCAUGUGUCGAAUCUCUAAAUAUAAUGCAGUGUGUCUUGUAUAAGGAGGAGUCUGUGUAGAUUAGCACAUUCUGUGGUAUCUGUGAGUGUAAAGGGACAUCUGCCUUUUUUAUUCACAAAUGUAAAUGAGUGUAAUUAUUUUGGUGGGCUUUCCAUUUUUUCCCCCCUAAGCAGUUAUUUUUUUUCUCUCCAUAAGUCUUUUUUUUUAGUGUUAAAAACUUAAUGAGCAUUAAUUUUGAAUGGAAUUGCAGCUCUAAGUAGACAAUUCAGAGUGUUGUAGUCUUAUUUAAUGGAAGAAUAAAUUCCUGUCAGUGGCAUAAA
Molecule: messenger RNA, 3030 nt
Organism: Myotis daubentonii (Daubenton's bat)
Lineage: Eukaryota; Metazoa; Chordata; Mammalia; Chiroptera; Vespertilionidae
Gene: GDF9
Product: growth differentiation factor 9
Cellular component (GO): extracellular region
Molecular function (GO): cytokine activity; growth factor activity
Source: RefSeq, a predicted model, not a curated record